AUGGACCAAAUCAAGGACACCUUUUAGGGUGCACUCGACUUUAGUAACCCAUGCAGCACGAGGUAUUUUGGAAUUUACAGAAGUAACCUGCUAACUGAUUGAUAUAUUUGAUGUGUGUAGACAGCUAGAUGAGUCAGGAAUUCCUACACGUGUGUAUCCCAUCACGAAAACGAGAUGCAUGUUGACCCAACAAAAUGAGAUAAAUUAAAAAGACCACUACUGAUAUGGACAGAAGAAACCGUGUUCAUGGGGUUGUUUCACGGAAACAGGCGGAGAUGGUUGCGAAGAAGGUUGGCAUGACAACUGAAAAGGUGCAAGAACUCCAAGAUACAUUUUACGUUUUUGAUCAGAAUGGCGACGGUAUGAUAACAACGGAUGAGCUAGCCACCGUGCUCUUCAAACUUGGUCAGAGACCUACACUGAGAGAAGUACAAGCUAUGAUCAAGUCCGUGGAUGCUGACAAAAGUGGAACAAUUGAUUUUGACGAGUUUGUUAAAAUAUUUGCCCAAAAGAUGUCAAUAGAUCCAGAAAAAGAACUUCAUGAAAUAUUUUGUGUUUUUGACAAAAAUAAGGAUGGAUUUAUAUCUUCAGAGGAACUUUAUGAAGUGUUGAGCAAACUAGGCGAAUCAAUUACCAAAGACGAGGCAUAUUUGAUGAUAAAAGAAGCCGACCUUGAUCGGGAUGGUAAAGUGAACUAUACAGAUUUUAAAGCAAUUCUUAAUUUUAGAUGAUACACUAAAGGCAAGUGAGAAAUCGGUGGAACCAUUUCAUUACCUCGUUGGGGUGUACAAAUAACAAUAUAAACAUUAACCGUCUUGACCAUUGAUGAAGUCAUUGGUGAACAUCAUCAUUAUUAUAUUUGUUUCAAUGUUAUACUAUAUAUAUAAUAGAUUUAGUGUAUAACGUUAACCAUUUUUAUUUUUAUACUAAUAACAAAUUGUAUUUUCAUAUCUCAACAUUUUUGUACUAAUAACAUACAUAUUUAUAUAUGUAACUGUAUUUUCUUAACCUA
Molecule: messenger RNA, 1012 nt
Organism: Mytilus trossulus (common blue mussel)
Lineage: Eukaryota; Metazoa; Mollusca; Bivalvia; Mytilida; Mytilidae
Product: neo-calmodulin-like
Exons: 8
Coding region: 225-731 (168 amino acids)
Molecular function (GO): enzyme regulator activity; calcium ion binding
Source: RefSeq, a predicted model, not a curated record